Messenger RNA from Oldenlandia corymbosa var. corymbosa, 4093 nucleotides. The record is from the annotation of a GenBank genome assembly. NCBI's taxonomy places the organism in Eukaryota, Viridiplantae, Streptophyta, Magnoliopsida, Gentianales, Rubiaceae.
AUCUCUGCUAAUUAUUUAUCAACCAUGGGAUAAUAUUGAGUUUAAUAAUGUAAUUCUCCUUAAUAUAGAUAUACAUAAGAUCAAAAGAAAAUCAUGCAUUGAUUAGUUCCGAUUCCAUAUAAUCAACCAAAUUUCUUUCUUUUCAACUGUACUCAUUGACGCGGGCAGACGUCAAAUGGACGUUGGCUAUUUAUGAAGCCCAUUUCCCUCUGAAAACUUGCACACCAACCAAAGGAUGAUGACGAUGUCCAACAUUGUCCAAAAGCAUUUCCCUCUUUCAAUAUUACUUAUUCUGUUGUCAUGGUUUCUCACAGUUUGCUUAGCUAAGACCGGAAACAUCACCAGCGAUGAGCUUGCUCUUUUUGCACUAAAAGCCCGAAUCACGGAGUUACCCACUCAUCACGUAUUGGCCGAAAACUGGACGACGACCGGAGGUUCGUCGUCUGUUUGCGACUGGGUUGGGGUCACUUGUGGAUCUCGGCAUCUCAGGGUGACCGCCUUGAAUAUUUCCGGCAUGAACCUCGCCGGCACCAUUCCUCCCCAGCUCGGGAAUCUAUCAUUCCUCGUUUCCCUCGAUGCGAGAAAAAACAGUUUCACCGGAGGAUUGCCCAAUGAGUUUGGCGGGUUCCGUCGGCUUAAACUGCUUGAUUUGGGAUCCAACAGUUUCAGUGGAGAACUUCCACCGUGGAUUGGUUCAUUUCAGGGACUUGAAUUCUUGUCCCUCUGGAACAACAGCUUCACUGGUGUUAUCCCACCGUCGAUCUUUAACCUGUCCAAGUUAACCAGGUUAAGUCUUUCCUAUAAUAACCUGCAGGGAAAUCUUCCGAUGGAAAUCUUCAACAUGUCCUCCCUGGAAAGGAUUGAUAUGGCCGGAAACGGGUUUUCAGCUGGUACGCUUCCCCAUGAUAUGUGCCGCCAUCUUCCCAGACUCAAUUAUCUUGGUUUUAAUAACAUGAGAUUAGUUGGUCAAAUCCCAUCUAGCAUAGCCCAAUGCUUACAGCUUCAACGGCUUUUCCUUUAUUCAAACUCACUUACUGGAGAGAUACCAAAAGAAAUUGCAAACUUGAAGGGACUCGACGUGUUAUCUCUUAGAAGGAACAGUCUGGAAGGUUCAAUUCCAAAAGAAAUUGGAAAUAUGUCAAAGCUGCAGUGGUUGUACGUAGACGAUAACAACCUAACAGGCGUUAUACCUGAAGAGAUAGGCAAGUUAUCAAAUCUUAAAGAAAUCUUAUUUGGGGGCAACAAGUUAGCUGGUUCCAUUCCAGCAGAUAUCUUCAAUAUCUCCACUUUAAAACAGAUGGAUUUUGGAGGAAAUAAGCUAUUGGGCGAUCUUCCGUCAACCAUGUGUUACAACCUUCCUAAUUUAAAAGUAUUUUAUAUCGGCGUCAAUAGUAUUGGUGGACUCAUACCCAACUCAAUCUCAAAUUGUUCACAACUGCUAAAAGUCGAUUUUGCAGAUAACAAUUUCAGAGGUUACAUUCCUGACUCCUUCGGAGACCUUAGCUUACUUCAACGUCUGUUUCUCCAUGAUAACAAUUUAAUCAGUGAUCCUUCGACUCAUGUUUUGAAAUUCAUCACCUCAUUGGUUAGUUGUAAAUAUUUGAAAGAAAUCAAUGUACAAGACAAUCCCUUGAAUGGCCUUUUGCCUGAUUCGGUUGGAAACCUUUCUUCCUCACUUGAAAUGUUGUCUGCUUCCAAUUGUCAAAUCAAGGGUAUCAUUCCAAGCGGGAUUGGAAAUUUAAGCAACUUAAACACGUUUCUCCUCCAUGACAAUCAGUUGAUUGGGUCACUUCCAGAUUCAAUAAAACGCUUGCAGAAUCUUCAAGUUGCACUUCUUCAGAGAAAUAAAAUGAGUAUUUCUCUGCAACUAUUUUGUGCUAAUCGGGAACUUGGAUAUUUAAUGGUUCAAAGGAAUCUUAUUAUCGGGGGCUCAAUUCCAGAUUGUUUUGAAAACAUCACGUCUAUGAGAUAUCUUCACCUUGGCUCCAGCGGAUUACACUCUAGCAUACCUGCAAGUUUUUGGAACCUCAAGGACAUAUUAAUGCUGGACCUUUCUUCCAAUUCGUUAGCUGGUACUCUACCCCCUGAACUCGGUAAUUUGAAAGUUGCAACUCUGCUGAAUUUUUCAAGCAAUAACUUCACAGGUGGCAUUCCUAGUACUAUUGGAGAUCUAAUGAGCCUGCAGAAUCUCUCUUUAUCUCACAAUCAGUUGCAAGGUCCAAUCCCGGAGAUAAUCGGUAAAAUGUUGAGUUUGGAACAAUUAGAUCUUUCGUACAAUUCUUUAUCUGGUUCCCUUCCACUGUCAUUUGAAAAUCUUUUAGGCCUUACUUCCUUCAAUGUCUCCUUCAACAAUUUGAGUGGCGAAAUUCCUUCGCGGGGCCUUUUCGCAAAUUUGACAGCUGAAUCCUUCAUUUCGAGUGGAGCACUAUGUGGACCUCCAAGAUUUCAUGUCCUACCAUGUCCAAAUCUUUCAUCUCAUCACCGGAAAAGAAUCAUAUUUAUGCACAAAAUUGUAAUAGUUUUGGUUCUAAUGAUAUCAACAUCCAGCAUCACAUGCUUGGGACUCAUUUACCUAAAAUACAGAAGGAAAGCUAAAAGUGAGAAUAUUGAUCAAGAGGGUUCAGUUUUGGUUGCACAUGAGAGAAUAUCAUAUUACCAACUUCUACGAGCUACAGAGGGAUAUAGCCAGAAUAACUUAUUGGGUACCGGAAAUUUUGGAUCUGUUUACAAAGGUACUCUUGAGGAUGGUAGGGUUGUAGCUGUUAAAUCGUUCAAAUCGCAGCUUGAAGGAUCAAUCAUUAGCUUCAACAGAGAAUGUGAGGUAUUGCGCAACCUUCGCCAUCGAAACUUAACAAAAGUCAUUAGCAGUUGUGUUAAUCUCGACUUUAAGGCAUUGGUUCUUGAGUACAUGCCCAAUGGAAGUCUUGAUAUAUGGUUGCAUUCAAAUAAACAUUUUCUCAAUCUUAAGCAACGGUUGGACAUUCUAAUAGAUGUGGCUUGUGCUCUACAAUAUCUUCAUUGUGGCUAUUUGAAUCUGGUUGUCCACUGUGAUCUAAAGCCUAGUAAUGUACUGCUAGAUGAAGAAAUGGUUGCCCAUGUAAGUGAUUUUGGUAUUGCAAAAUUGUUGGGUCAGGAAGAUAGCAUCACACACACCCAAACUCUUGCCACACUUGGCUAUAUUGCCCCAGAGUAUGCUUUGGAUGGGUUGGUAUCAACGAGAUGUGAUGUCUACAGUUUUGGAAUCAUGAUGAUGGAAGUCUUCACAGGAAAGAGUCCUAGCGAUGAAAUGUUUGGAGCAAAUUUGAGCUUAAGGAGUUGGGUUCACGAGUCUAUGCCUGAUAGACUCGCUAAUGUUAUCGAUGUUGAUUUGUUAUCCACAUUCAAUGAUCACUGUCCUGAAAUACUUUCCAGCAUUGUAUCAAUCAUGGAUGUAGCUCAGACUUGUACAAAUAAUUUUCCACGGGAGAGAAGCAAUGUAGAAGAAGUUCUCGCAAGAUUGAAUAAAAUCAAACUUCAACUACAACCCUACAUAAAUGGCUUUGGAGGAGAUCUUGACAAGUCGAACUAAGAGCACGCUCUCAUUCAAACUUGUGCACUAAGACACAUGUUUAGAAUCUUCAGAAGAGAAAGUAAGUGGGUGAAAGUUUGAUGCACAUAUAUCCAUUUGAGCAUACUUAUGAGCUCUUUCUUUUUCUACAGAACAGGAAGUCUCUGCAAAAGAUCUGGAGAAAAAUUAUGGACAUUGUUAUGUAUAACAUUGUUAUAUAUUAUAUUUAUACAUACAUACACAUAUAUAUAUAUAUAUAUAUAUGGGAGUGACCGUUCCAUUUUAGAAUAACUAGUCUUUUAGAUGUCGCGCGUUGCGCGACAAGUACUUUUUUAAAAUCAUUUAACUCUAUUACGUUAAAUAUUAGUAAUAAUUUAUCUUAACGCGUAAUAGUUGUAGAUACAUGCUUUUAUAGGACUUUGUUAAGUAUACUUCUUUUGAUGGGAUUAUUACGUUGCUUAUCCUAAUACACAGUAUCCCACAAAAUGAUUAAGAAAUUUAUCAAAAAGCAAGGAAACAAAGUAGAAGAUCAAAUUGAUACUUGUG